This is a messenger RNA of Penicillium manginii, 1041 nucleotides long. RefSeq lists its product as uncharacterized. NCBI's taxonomy places the organism in Eukaryota, Fungi, Ascomycota, Eurotiomycetes, Eurotiales, Aspergillaceae. Gene Ontology annotation, biological process: protein phosphorylation. The transcript has 4 exons. The annotation marks the transcript as partial. Gene Ontology annotation, molecular function: ATP binding; protein kinase activity. The record is from RefSeq and is a predicted model, not a curated record.
AGCCACUUAUGCAAGAGCCCAACGUACUUAAGGGCUCUCCAUCCUACAUCAAUCCCAAGAUCAACGCGUCUUUUUCACCGCACAUCCAGCACGGUGCCAAGCAACUUUCUGCUUUCUACACAGCAAAAGGGCCUGUCUGGUCGCACUUACAAUAUCGAACAUGUUUUGCAGGAGGAAGUGUCUCCACCGCGUCAAGUUUAUCGUGCCUCUGCGGGCGAUCACAAGAAUUUCAUAUUAGAGCAUAUACAUCCCAUCAACUUUGAAGAUCUUCAAGAAGUCAAUAAUCGCCUACGUGGAAAUGCAAGCCAUGUUCGGCUUGCUAUGGAUACUAUCUCAAACAAGUCUAUGUUUGUUUUUGAUCACUUCACGGGUAAUUUCUUAACUCUUGCACAGAAUGACUCGCCAUUGCCCCCUGUGGCUAUGAAGAGAAUUCUCAAGAAUGCCCUUACUGGACCUUCUGAGCUUCAUGACCAGGAUAUUGUUCAUACAACAAUAUUUUUGUCAACUGACAGGAUUGCCAUAAAGAAACUAUUUUCAACAAAGUUCAGCUUGGAGACCGGAAAAGAUGCCGCUUAUAUUCCCCCAGGGUGCGAUAUGAUCGGCAAACAGGCAGGUAAAUGGAUGUGGAGGAGCCCCGAAGCCCACGCAAGAGGGCCAAUCAACAAACCUUCGGAUAUUUUCUCAUUUGCUCUGGUUUGCAUCUGCGCCAUUCACAAACGCAUAAGUUUCGCUGUUAGAGAAGACGAGCCAGAGGAGGGUGUCGAUCCCCUUGCUGUGGUAUUUGAACGCCAGAUCUCUUACUUUGCAGAUGAAGACGGGCUCAAUGAAUUUUUGAAGCACCUUGGUGACAAUUCAUGGGUUCGUGUUUUCGAAGUAAUUCGGGACGGAUUCAACCAGGAGAUCUCGCGUGAACCAUUCAAGUUCUGGAAUGGUAUUGAUGAAGAUUUUAGAAGUCUUAUAUGUGAUAUGACAUGUUUUGAUCCGGCCAAACGGAGCACGGCUCGUCAAGCACUGGAGCGUAAAUGGUUUGAAGGCGUUUGA